UCUUCCUGGUUUUGUCAACUUGACUUUUUUUCCUUUUCUGACAAGAGUUGAACUUAACCAGAUCUGCGAAGCCUUUUUUUUUCAAACCUUAAAAUGCCAACUGCCGCCUCAAGUGUUUUAUGACGGAAGCCAAAGAAAGACAUCAACAUGUUGCUACUGUUUUGUUUGUUGGUUAUCACGCCGAAUGAAGCGUCGACGCACUCGCGAGACCCGCAACUCUCGUCCGUGAGCGAGGUGUUGGACGACUUCGAGGUGCUGGCGCCGUCCAGCUUACGCACGCAUUCGAUCCGUCGCCGAGACCUGCUCAGCACUCACGUGGAGAAAGAGAUCAGCUUCCACGCGCUGCAAAGACACUUCCGUCUCUACCUGAGGACCAACGAGCACAUCUUUACCCGAGACUUUUCCGCCUGGGCCGUGGACCGGGACGGCGAGCGAGAGCUGCGCGUAGACCGCCACGCUUUCUUCACCGGACACGUUAUCGGUGAAGAGAACUCUCGAGUUCAAGCGCACAUGAAGGACGGCGACUUCUCUGCCCGCAUUCUCACACAGGAUGGCGAAUAUACUAUCGAGCCUCUUUGGAGGUUCACCACGCCCUCCGACGACCGUCUGCUGGCGUAUCGCUCGGACCGCGUCCGAAACCCAGACCGAUCGCGGCGGCCCUCCGUCUGCGGGUACGUGGACGGCGACCCUGGCCGCCUGCUACCCGAUGGGGCGGCCGGCGCCGCCGAGGACGACGAAGAGUGCACGUGGCGCGCUCGACGCGAUGCGAAUUCGCACAGUAAGAACACGUGCCCUCUGCUGUUGGUGGCCGACCAUCGCUUCUUCACGUACAUGGGACGCCGCGACGAGAGCACCACCCUAAACUACCUUAUCGAGCUGAUAGACCGUGUAGACGACAUCUAUAGAAACACGUCGUGGGACGACGACUUCUCGGGCUACGGCGUCCAAAUCCAACAGAUCAUCGUGGAGAAGACGCCGACCCCGGUGUCGCCGGGAAACGUUCACUUCAACAUGCUUGGAAGUCCCGUGGAGGGUCGAGACGUGUGGGACGUCAAAAGGCUCUUGGAGCAAUUCAGCCUGGACGUGUCGGAGAAGGCGGCCAACGUUUGCCUGGCACACUUGUUCACCUACCAGGACUUUGCCGAGGGCACCCUAGGACUAGCGUACGUGGCGCCGGUCAAGGGCGACAUCCCAGGUGGGCUCUGCUCCAAAGGUGGCCCUGGGGUCGACCGCCGGGUGGUGUACCUCAACACCGGACUUACCAGCACCAAAAACUACGGCAAGACCAUCCUGACCAAGGAAGCCGACUUGGUGACGACGCACGAGCUAGGGCACAACUUCGGAGCGGAGCACGACCCCGACAACGUCCCCAACUGCGCCCCCCGAGAGGACCAAGGAGGGAAGUACGUCAUGUACCCCAUUGCAGUUAGCGGAGACCACCUCAACAACAAGGUGUUCUCCAAGUGCUCCAAGCGUUCCAUCGUCAAGCGCCUGCGCUCCAAGGCCACGUCGUGCUUCAAGGAACGGACGGUCAACGUUUGCGGAAAUUCUCGGGUUGAACCCGGAGAGGAGUGCGACCCUGGCCUGCUGCACUUGACCUCUGACCCCUGUUGCACUGCCAAGUGCCGCCUCAAGGAGGGAGCGCGAUGCAGUGACAGGAACAGCCCGUGCUGCAGGAAGUGCCAGCUGGAGACGGCGGGAAAAGUUUGCCAGGAGCCCAUCGACGCCACGUGCAAGGGACGUUCGUACUGCACGGGCGAAAGCGAAGACUGUCCGCCUCCUGAAAAUGCUCUGGACCACACGCCGUGUUUGGACAGCGGCGAGUGUCAAAAUGGCUCGUGCGUUCCUUUCUGUCUGGCCGUCCUGAAGCUGGAGCCUUGUGCCUGCAACGAAACGGACGCCUCCUGUCAGGUGUGCUGUCGCAGCGAGAGCGGCGUGUGCGCUCCCUACCGUGACGCGGAAGGUCACUUCCUCUUUCUGCGCAAAGGCAAACCCUGUACGGUGGGCUUCUGCGACGGCGCGGGCAAGUGCAUGAAGCAGGUGCAGGACGUGGUGGAGCGACUGUGGGACUUUAUCGACAAGUUGGACAUCAACACGUUCGCCACCUUCCUGGCCGACAACUUGGUCGGCUCCGUCGUGGCCUUCUCGCUGCUUUUCUGGAUCCCCUUAAGUGUACUGGUACACUGCGUGGACAAAAAGGUGGACCGCCAAUAUGAGCAGACCACCAAGUCUCUCUUCUUUCCAAGCAACGCGGAACUCAUGAGCAGCCCGGAGACCGCUUCAGUGCGAAUACUCAAAGUGCCCGACAUGCGCUUUCGGGCGUCCGGGCCCCCGGAGAGCGCCGGCGUGGACGAAGCGGCGCUGCAGGCGGCGUUCGGGCGUCCGCAGAGAUCGGUUGCGCGUUCCUUCGAGGACCUGACGGAGCAAAACUUGGCGGCAGUGCCGAAACUGAGACGUCAGCAACGUGUCGACGGCGAAGAAACUCUGUGCUGAUCAUGCCGUGGCAUUCAAAACUUUGUCGGACGAUCGGAGUCCGGGUUUGCACGCGACUAAGACUCGAUUUGACCUUCGAGUCUAGCGGCGAUGGCCAAAGCGCCAGUUGAUCUGGAGGUACGCAACUGAGGACGUGUCCAGAAAUCUUUGCAAAUGCUUCCCUGACUUGCUCUACUGUCCUUGACAAAAGUCUUGUCGCUUAUCCAUUUUGUAGAAACAAUUUGGAAUUUUUUAUUGUCAUCAUCAUCGGUAUCAUUGACAAUUACAAAAUGUGAUAUGAUUUGCCCAAAGGAACCGAAGAAGACGACAAAGGCGGACGGGAUGAAGCAUAUCCUUAUCAGUUUCCCGUCCCCCAUACAACUAAAGACGCACAUUCAGGCAUGGAACAUACAUCAAAACUGUAAAAUAACACAGUCAACAAUCUGGGUUUAGUAACUCAGCGUCCAGUCAAGCAGUUCAAUUAAUUUCAGGGCGUACAGCUUCGUCAUGUCCCUGACAUUUUUGCAUCCGUUCGCUGUGGAACAUUUUGUUGUGGCUAUGUAUGUGGCGUGUUAUCAUAGCUGGUGUGAGUAGCUGCUAAUAACCUGACUUUUAAUGAUUUAAUUGGUUUCAGAAAUGGCUCAUAUGAAAGCUAAGGCCCUCCCAAAUGAUGUUGAAUCUACAAAAAUAGAUUUGUUUCACUGAUUAUCAUUUGACAAAGACAUAAAGGUCAAAUUUUGGCAAGACAAAAGUUUUGUUGCCUACAGAAAGUAGUCUGAAAAUUGAACAAAAAAAAAAGUACUUCAAAUACAAAAAUAUGUUACAUAACA
This is a messenger RNA of Corythoichthys intestinalis (scribbled pipefish), 3302 nucleotides long. RefSeq names its product ADAM metallopeptidase domain 17b (gene adam17b). Gene Ontology annotation, molecular function: metalloendopeptidase activity. The record is from RefSeq and is a predicted model, not a curated record. Lineage: Eukaryota; Metazoa; Chordata; Actinopteri; Syngnathiformes; Syngnathidae. The transcript is spliced from 17 exons. Bases 148 to 2493 code for a protein of 781 amino acids. Gene Ontology annotation, cellular component: plasma membrane. Gene Ontology annotation, biological process: Notch signaling pathway; membrane protein ectodomain proteolysis.